AUGUCACCGAGUCACCAUGAAUCGCACACCCCCAGCUACGGCAAUGAUUCUUGGGCAGGACUCGGUACCUAUACACAAUCAGGACAGCAACAUGGCAAUGGAGGACAAAACGCUUAUCAUGGAUAUGACUACACGACCUCGACGCCAAUGCCUCUGGAACCAAGCUAUCCAAUGUCCCGACCUCCACCAUAUGCUACACCACAGCACAGUCAGAUGCCACCACCAUUGAUAAUGCCCCAUGCCGCUGUCUCGACUCAAACGCCUGUUUCAGCAACGAGCAUGAGCUCUGAUAUUACCCCAACUAGCGCUAAAGCAUCGAGCUCACGUCGUAAGCUCACCGACGAUGAGAGGAGGUUGAUGUGUUUGGAAGCCGAAAACAAUCCCACGAUGAAGCAGACCCAGAUUGGGGCUAAGUUCAAUGUUGAACGAAGGCAAGCGAGUCCUACUGUGUCGAAAAUCCUGCGCCAGAAGGAGAAGUACAUGAAGGUCCAAGCGAAGGAGGAAGUGACCAGUCCAGGCAAGAAACCUAAAAUGAAGUUACCUGACGUAGAGAAGACGCUGGCUAAUUGGGCACGAAACCAACAGAAAAAAGGUCUUCUGCUAACCACUGAUGAGCUACGUAAACAAGUGCUAAUGUUCACCUCCGGAAGGACUGACCAGCAGGUCUACACAAGCACAGAAUGGCUGGAGAACUUUCAGAAACACCACCUACAUAGCACUUCCAGGACUACAAGCCGUGAAGAUACCGCAGAGACAAGCACCUCGCAUUCAGAAACACUAGAUAACUCGCCCAUUUCAGUGAAUGGGCUAGUAUCUCCUCCGAUAUCAGCAAUCGAAGAGUCAGCUCUCAGGUCCAACCGUGGCGGAGGUAUCUUCGACUUCGAUGUCGCCGAGUACGAACAGUCGCCGUCGCUCACACAUGGGUUCCCUUCUGACAGCAACUUGAGCUCGGGAGCACUCAUGAGUCCAGUAUCGCCUGAAUUGGGACGAGACUAUGUCUCUUCGAUGUUUGAAGACGAUGGCAUUGAAAUGUCUUCACGACAGAGGAGCAUGACUUUGCCACAACUAGUGGCAAUUUCAGCGUCAAGGCCUGGAUCUUCCCACACGAGCCUGCCUGCCUUGCCUGUACGCUCUGUGAGUAACGCCAACCAUCAGAAGCAAGUCUCGGUCGAUCCCAGGCAGACCAUGAAACGUCACAAGUCGGUGCCGGACAUUCACGAAGCAGAAGGAGUUCGUUAUUCAACCAUGCAACCGCCGCCACUUCCUCGAUCGGCUGACAUAUCACCCAUCAGCAUGCCCGGAUCACCAUCAUACCCAGACGACACCAUCAAAGCUCUACACAACAUCAAGAAAAUCUUGGAGCAACGACCUGAUGUUGCAGAGCCGGAUGACUACGUGAUGAUUGGUAAAUUAAUGGAAAAGCUGAAGCUGCUCAAAACUAGAAGUCCAACAGGCACACCUAUGCUACCUGGUGGCAUGCAUCACGUCGAGAUGAUGGAUAGUCCACGACUCUCAAAGAAGCGAACCAUGAUUGAGAUGUCAAUGUGA
Molecule: messenger RNA, 1548 nt
Organism: Lithohypha guttulata
Lineage: Eukaryota; Fungi; Ascomycota; Eurotiomycetes; Chaetothyriales; Trichomeriaceae
Exons: 3
Coding region: 1-1548 (515 amino acids)
Source: RefSeq, a predicted model, not a curated record